CCUCCGCUGCUCCGUCCGCUCGGCCUGCCUGCCCAUCAUGGAGCGCGGUCGGGGCCCGCGGGGCUCGGCGGUGGACCUGGGCUUCGGGGCGCUCAGCACCGCGCAGCUCCGCGCCCUCAUGCGGGACGAGACGUGGCUGGAGCGGAUCGUCAAGCUGAGCAGGAAGUUUCAGAACCUGCAGGCAGAGCGGGAGAGGCGCCUGGGCUCCAACUACGCCCUGGCCAAACAGAACCUGGCACUGCAGCCCCGGCUGGAGAACGGCAAGACCGCUUUGGCCAUCAAGUACCAGGAGCUGCGGGAGCUGCGCGAGGCCUGCCGGGACAAGCAGCAGCGCCUGGGUGCCUGUAUGGCAAAGUGGACUCCUGAGAACGCCAUGAGCAGGCUGCAAGCUGAGCUGGACAGCGUGGAGGCCAAAGUGGAGGAGCAGAUGGAGCAAUUCCUGUGUUGGGACCUUCCCGUGGAGACCUUUGUGGACUCGUUCCAGCACACCCGCAUGCUCUCGCACCUCCGUCGCACCCAGCUGGAGAAACUGCAGGGGGCCCUGAAGAUGGAGAAGGAAAAGGCCAAGGAUAAGGCGAGCCCCAGCGGCGAGGAGCAGCCUGCAAUCUCCCCAGCACUUCCAGCUCCACCGACUUCAGCACAAGCCGCACCGGUGCAGAACGGGCCACCUCCCAAGGUCUUCCAGCUCCGCCUGGCGCCGGCGUUCUUGAUCCCCUCGGAGGCUGUGCUCCCAAUCCCCGUGGCAGCGGCCCCACAAAAGUGCUGCCUGCCAACCCUGGCCACCUCGCACCCCGCAGCUCCCUUUGUGAGCUCUCCCUUGAGUCUGAUUGGACACAUCCACUUGGCACAAGCCCACCUGCCUCACCAGCAGAAGAAGAAGGAGCCGCCUCACCGGUAGCUGCUACAGCGCCGAUGGACCAUUUUUACCGGAGCCUCUGCCACAAGAGAGGACGUGCCAGAGUCUGAGGUGCGACACCAGCCCGCCAACAACUCUGCCCUCCCAGGCUUGCCCGGAGCUGGGGGUUGGGGUGGGAUGGGACAAGACUGUGGCAGAGAGUUCCUGGUCCUCUCUGGCUGCCAAGUGUCACAUGGGAUUUAGACACUCGCCCGCACCAUCUCCGCCUCACCAUCCCUUUGGGCAGCCUGCCUGGCUAGGGCUGUAAAGCGUCAUUGUAAGUAUUGGUGCCAGAGACUGGAGAGGGGGCGUUGCCCUCCCCCCUUCCCAACCUUAGAAACUAGGAAAGUCUACAUAGCCUCAUCCCUCUUCUUAUUUGGGGACCCUACAAUCAUUCUGCACCCAUUCAAUGUCAGAAAGAGAGAGAGAAAUGUGCAGGCUGUUCCUGGCUUUCCCUCCCUGCUUCAGUGCACUGGAUGCUGGGUGGGAGCGCCCUCAGGCAGGGCAGCCCCUCCUCCGGACACGGCCUGCCAACGGAUCUCGCCUGUAGCACAAGCGCCUCCAUUUUGGUAGUGAGCAGACAAGCAGGAACAGAGCACAGCACAUUUUGCGGGGUGGGCGACAGGAAUUGGGGGGGCAAUGGCAGAGACACAGGCAGAGGUGCUGUUUGGAGGGGGGAUAGUUUUUGAAACGGGAAGCUGCC
Rhineura floridana is the source of this 1598-nucleotide messenger RNA. It is a transcript of the gene VPS37D, whose product is annotated as VPS37D subunit of ESCRT-I. The transcript is spliced from 4 exons. Gene Ontology annotation, cellular component: ESCRT I complex. Lineage: Eukaryota; Metazoa; Chordata; Lepidosauria; Squamata; Rhineuridae. Bases 38 to 898 code for a protein of 286 amino acids. Gene Ontology annotation, biological process: ubiquitin-dependent protein catabolic process via the multivesicular body sorting pathway; protein targeting to membrane; protein targeting to vacuole. The record is from RefSeq and is a predicted model, not a curated record.